This is a messenger RNA of Suricata suricatta (meerkat), 667 nucleotides long. RefSeq names its product heparan-alpha-glucosaminide N-acetyltransferase-like. The transcript is spliced from 7 exons. The coding region runs from base 33 to 641 and encodes 202 amino acids. NCBI's taxonomy places the organism in Eukaryota, Metazoa, Chordata, Mammalia, Carnivora, Herpestidae. The record is from RefSeq and is a predicted model, not a curated record.
ACUUAGAUAAAAAAAGCCACGUAGAGCUUAAGAUGGACCAAGCACUGCUGCUCAUCCAUAACGAACUACACGGAACAAACCUGUCUGUCUACUGGAAUUCUGAACGCUGUUACCAUUGCUCAUUCCGGAUUCUGGUAAACGUUUCCUGGAGUGGAAAACCCGGGAAGCCUAGCACUGCAGCGGUUGCUGUGAGCACCCAGCAUGGAUCUAUCCUGCGACUUAAUGACACCAUGGAAGAGAAGGAAGUUUGUUGGCUGGAAUAUAAAUUUGGAGAAUUUGGAAACUAUUCACUCUUGGUAAAGCACGUCCAUAAUGGAGUCAGUGAAGUUGCUUGUGACCUAGUUGUCAAUAAGAAUCCAAUUGACAGUAACCUUCCUGUGUGUGUCGCUUUCCUUGUCGGUGUGGUGAUCAUCAUUGCAGUCUCCUUUCUCAAGUUCUUAAUGAGUUUGGAUGACUUUCAUAAUUGGAUUUCUAAAGCAAUAAAUACACGAGAAACUGAUCGCCUAAUCAAUUCUGAGCUGGGGUCUCCGAGCAGGGCAGACUCGCUCGGUGGUGAUAGUCAACCAGAAGCAUGGCGUCCACCCGCCUCACCUCCGCGACUCCGCUGUGUAGACACAUUCAGGGGGUUUGUUUAUUUUUGAGAGAGACAGAGACAGCACCAGUGGGA